This is a messenger RNA of Capronia epimyces CBS 606.96, 1968 nucleotides long. RefSeq lists its product as uncharacterized. Bases 1 to 1968 code for a protein of 655 amino acids. The record is from RefSeq and is a predicted model, not a curated record. Lineage: Eukaryota; Fungi; Ascomycota; Eurotiomycetes; Chaetothyriales; Herpotrichiellaceae. The transcript has 3 exons.
AUGAUUGCCCCCUCCUCCAAACCCCUUCCCUACACGGCAAACCCUCUCCUCCUCGUCCUCAACGACCUCUGGCUCUUCAUCCAAAUCACCUUCACCUUGCCCCCCUCGGCCGGUCUGCCCAGCAUCAUCUUCCCCAUCGGCCCUACCCGAUCCAAAGGCCUGGACGAGUUGGCCCUGACCUGGCCCAACGCAAAGGCCAGCUUUCUGCAUCUGGUGCUGGUGGUGGCACAGAUCCUGUUUCUGGUCUCCCUGUUUCCCCUGGCCUAUUUUCUGGUCCCGGCCCUGUACUUUCUGUACAUUGUCGCCUUUGUGCUGGCGAACCAGUGGUUCACCGUCCUGCUCAAUGGCCGCCGUCGCUCUGGCUUUCAGUCCAACCCACGCUGCGUCCAGGGGAGACGCAGAUUUGAACAUGAGCAAUGGGUGUUUAUCAAUGGAGUUGCGGUUGGCGAUCAUUGGCUCCAGGCCAACCUCGACCGUCUCGCCAUGACAUUCAGACGCCCGGUGAUUGGCAUCCAUAAUCAGACCCGCGGCAUCAUCUUCGACGUGCUCGAAUGCAUCAUCCAGCGCACGCUGGGCUAUCCCACACUCGACAUCCGACAGGAAUACGAGCAGCUCCUGGCCAUCGUGUCCGACCCAUCCAUCCACAAGGUAGUGCUGAUCGUGCACAGCCAGGGCGCCAUCGAAGGCGGCAUGGUCCUCGACUGGCUGUAUGCCACAGUGGCGGCCGAACAGAUCCGCAAACUCGAGGUCUAUACUUUCGGCAAUGCCGCCAACCACUGGAACGCGCCGGUGAUCACGGUGACGGACGAGACGGACGGCAACACCGCCAGUGCCACCGCCGUCAGCGCCACCAGUGCCCCGGCCAGCGCCGGCCUCGGGGCCACCCUCGACGGCGACCCGGCCCAGAGCGGCCGCGUGGUCAAACAUAUCGAGCACUACGCCAACACGGGCGACUACGUGUCUCGAUUCGGCAUCCUACAUUUCCGACCUGCCUUUGAACAACAGGACCAGCGUCAGCAACUGCAACUGCAGACCUUUCGGGCGAAAGGAUGGAGUGAUAUGUUUCUGCCAGGGAGACAAUCUCGCAGUCCAGCAGCACUGGCUCCGGCAGACAAAGGAUGGAGCAGUAAGACACCCCCGCGCUCAAUCGGCGACGUGUUGGAUUGGUCGUCCAAGCCUGCGCCCGCGUCCGGCCGCGACGAUACAGCAACACCAACACCAAGAGCAGCGGCAGCAUCAACACCAACGGCAGCGCCAACAGCAACACCAACGGCAGCGGCAGCGUCAGCUCGACAACUAAAGCUUGCCACCACCACCGCAGCACAGUCCGACCUCGACCGACAAACCACCCAUCAUCAACGCCACCCUCACCUUCACCACAGCAGUGUCCUCUCGCCCAAGACGCCCAUCGAGCGAAUCGGCAAAGGUCUAGGCAGUGGCGAAGACGACAACAAGUUCGUCGGCCGGCUCUUCAAGCGCGUCGGCUCCGGCCACCAGUUCAACCAGCAUUAUCUGGACAACAUGUUCGAGAUGGAGGGCAUCGACACCCGCGAUCUGAGUAAAGGCCGAGUGAGGGAUGGGAACGCCUUUAUGGAUGCCGAUGUCGACUUGGACAUUUUGGAGGACUGGGACACUGUGCAGGUGAAGACGCCGGGGUGGGGUGGUAGUGGCGGAGGUGGUGGUGGUCAAGGGGGUGGUAUUGGUGGUGAUGGUGGUGAUGGUAAUGGUGUUGCUGGUGGUCACGCCCAAACUGAUGGUUAUGGAGGUGGCUACGGCGGCGGUCGUGGAGGUGGUCGCGGAGGAGGAGGAGGAGGUGGUGGUGGUCAAGGCCAAGGUCAACCCCAAACUUGGGGUCCGGGUCGAGAGAAAACUGCGCGGCUCGCGGGAGGUAGGCUCCGCGUGAAGCACCUGAGUCGGCUGUGGGCAUAUAGGAAUGGAGGAGAGCCAGAUGAACCAGGGAGGAAUUAG